This is a messenger RNA of Nothoprocta perdicaria, 2397 nucleotides long. RefSeq lists its product as uncharacterized. The record is from RefSeq and is a predicted model, not a curated record. The transcript has 4 exons. Lineage: Eukaryota; Metazoa; Chordata; Aves; Tinamiformes; Tinamidae. Bases 1 to 1071 code for a protein of 356 amino acids.
AUGGCGGCGCGGCGCGCCCCCGCCGCCCACGUGACCCCGCCACAAAGCCGGGGGGGAGCGGUUGCCGCGGCAACGGCCGUGGCGUCCUGGCCGGCCUGUGGCGCCUACGGCGCGCGGCGAGCGGCAGAAAGGCAGCAUGAUGCGUCCAGCGCGGCGUGGUUAAGCAGCGUGGUUAAGCUGUCCUCUAUCUGUUCACUCUUUCAGGCAGCGCCCAGUGAUAACCCGGGAGCUGGAGCGCAGGAGCCCGGCACAGCUCCGGCCGCGGCGCCUUCCGGGGAGCUGGCACCCAUAGUCGARCAGCCGGCAUCGCUGGGUGACGUGUCUGUGGGUGAAACGCUGUCCUCUGCAGACCGAUCACCGGUGGUAGAAGUGCCAGAGUCUGUAGAGGAGACGGGUGUCGAGAAACAGCCAGCGCCUGAGGACCCGUCUCCUGUGGUGGAAUUUCCUUUAUCCGCGGAGAACUCCUACGAGGGAGAUUCAUCAGCAUUCCGGGAGCAUGUGCCAGUGGUGGAAUUACCUCCACCUGAAGAUGAACUGGCAAAAACUGGUUCAAGAUCUUGUCUGGCUGAAUCAAUAACCUGUGAGGACAGGCCACCUGAAGCUGAAGCUUCAUCCAAUGGCACCAAGUGCUCUGUGCUUGAAUCAGCAACGCGCCAGAGCAGACCUUCUGUGGGAGACUCGCCGGAUUGCAAAGUCAACAUACGCACGUCUGGAUCUGCAGGGGCYACGGCCGAAGGACCUGAGGCUCGGUCAUCAGCGUCUGUACUCAUGCCAACAGAUAAUGCGAGUGACACAAUGGAGCAGCCCACAGUGUAUGAAGACCCCUUGGAGGUCUCCCUUAGGAGAUCACAGAAAAACUGGUGUAUGAGAAGCCCGAUGACCCCUUGCAGUUCAUGUUGCUGCAGGUAUGGCGUCUUGCUGGGGCUCCACAGGGACUGUGUGUUAGGGCCGCCGCAGAAAGCCACCCUUGCCGAGCGUGCCGGAAACCUGGUACAGUCUAUGAUAAAUGCCAGGCAGGCAGAAAUGGAGGGGACGUUGGAGGAGGACGAAGAUGUGGAGUUGUUUUUCUGACAGGUCCUGUGCGCUCCUUUUGGCCCCUACCGACCUUGCUAGCACGGGGUUGCACGAGGCCUUGCCAGCACUGUGCUUUUGCAGUCUGUGRAAGUGACUUUGAACAAGCUUGCUGAGACUCUGCCGCCUGGAUUCUCUGUUCUGUGCCUCCAGCUCUAGGGCUUACGCCCUGCAACURUAUAUUGAUUUAGAUGCACAAACACCCUUAAGGAGCGCGUGGAUAUGUCUGUGUGCAUGGCGCAUGUGGAGAAGGCAGGUCUGCUGCAUUCUUUUGUGGUGUAUUUUCACAMAUUCCACAUUUAGGCUGUCUCUAGACUCCGCUUUUCUGUCUGGAGAAACCUGGCUCAAACAAUACGAGCAUACARGCAACCAGAAUUUAAAAGCAGCCCUGGGCAAACAAGGAAGAGCCCUCUGUCUUUCACGCUGCUUUGAUGGGCUACCAUCUCCAUUAGUAAGUAAUCUCUAUUAGCUAUGCAGUAGCUAAUGCUCGUCUAACACUUUGAAGUCCAUCCUGAGUGAUGCUAGGUCUGUGCUUCUCCCUCUGCCCCCAGAGCUCCUCUGAAGAAAGUUGCUGUUUCGGUACCUUUUUCACACGCUGCAACCAGCUGUCUCAUUCUUACCCAUCCCUGUGUUUUUUUCUUCUUUUUUUUGUGUUGCCUUGCCUGUAUCAUUGCAAGUGUAAGUGUAUAUUUUUGAUAAACAGAGCUGUAAAGCAACAGUUGCAGGCAUUCUGUGGCUUCAGAAGAUGUUGUCUCUCCAGAAUGUGGGAGAUGAAUAAAAGUAAACAAACCUAAAACAAGYGCUGGGAGGCCAGGAAAUUGAGAGCUAUGGUAUGUUUGCAAACAUGUCAUUUGAACUGCCAUUAAUUCUCAGAGCACUUAUGAUCCUUAUUUUCAUAGUAUCCAAGUGGAUGGAUACCCUGUAAAGGARGUUUAUUUUUCUUUUCCUUCUCUCUCGCCUGAAGAAUUUGCAAUAGAGUUGUGUUUUGGCUUCAUUUCAUACAUAUGUGCAAUAGAUCCCAGAAAGCUGUUCUGUCACCACAGACUUUUCUCUUUUUUAGGCAAGUGCCCUAAUUCCAUGAUGGAUGGUAACAUGUUCCCAAAUGAUUGUCUCCAAAGCUAUGAAAAAAAGUGCCACGGAAACUUAUCUAUUUUCAGUUAAAAGUCUGAUAAUAAGGUUGUGUGAUACUCCACAGCAGAAUUUGAUCCCUAAAUGUUUGGGAAUCACUUAGGCAAAUAUUUGGCAUACAAAUUCUGUGUCGGAGAAGACCUGCCUCUCUGUCCAAGACUCUCAAGAAAGAUUAACUAAGUCACUGGUUAAAGAACA